CAAGUCAGCAAUGAUGAGGAACGUCAAUAUUUGAUUCCAAGAGGCCGCCGUAGAAUGUCUGAUGCGUUCUUUGCAAAUCGCCUCACGCGCCGUGAGCGUGUUGCCAUUCGAGCCUCGGAUCCUCGCCGCCGGUGAUGCGCUACAUCCGAGCAUGCGGGUGUUAUAGGUUGGGUCCCCAGAGAGCUGGACCUUGACCGCGUACUGCAGUCUCGAUGAUGCUUGACCUUCCGGACACUUCGCCUUUCCUACGCCUGCUGGCCUCGGCAGCUCUGGUGGCUGCACGGUCGUAUGUCUACCGGUGGUCCGCGUCUGAGGAGGAUACAACUGUAGCCAUACAGGUUGUCGAUGGACGGAGCCAGGAGUCUACCAUCACCUCCUACGAAUUCUUAGUGUCGCCCAACUUCGCGAUCGCAGAGCUGCUCGAUGCUGCUAGAUCUGCUAUUGCCACCAUACUCUCCGCCAUUGAUGAGGACCGUCUUACCGUCUUCAUAUCCCACUCCACAUCCGAUGCCGAUCUCUACCUCCUUGCGCCAGCCCGUGCUGCUGUCGCGGUGCUUCCUGCCGAGGACGAGGCCCCUCACUUCACGGCUCUACACGACAACUUCUGGGCUGACCGUUUGUCUGCGGCAUACGUCGCAAUCUCCUCGACCUCCAAUCUCUCGACCCUACGGUCCAUCCAAGUAGUCGCGGAAGCCGAGGAGGCAGCUCUUCUCACUCUCGGCCAAAACAACCUCCCCUCCGAAGUCACGCAUCCAUGCAUCCACCACUACUUCGAGGAGAUCGCGUAUUCCUCCCCACACCUCCCCGCUCUAUGCUUUGACGACCCAAGCGGCAGCGUCAUUCUCACGUACGGAGAGAUGAACCGGCGCUGCAGCGCACUCGCCGCCUAUCUCGCUUCCACUCGCGGUAUCGGGCCUGGGAUCAUCGUGCCAAUCUUCUUCAGCAGAGGCAUCGACAUGCUUAUCGCAAUCUUCGCGGUGCUCAAAGCGGGCGCUAGCUACGUCCCGCUCGACCCGGAUCAUCCUGCGGAGCGGACUGCAGUCAUAGUCGACGCCGUCAAGGGCACCGUGAUCUUGACGGAGUCCAAGCUCCUCGAGGACGCUCGUUCUCGAGUGACUGGCUCUAUCGCAGCAGUCGCUAUAGACACCCUUCAGUCCCUUGAGGUCCCUGACGAAGGGUUUUCAGGCCGUGGAUCCGGAGAUGAUCUCGCCUAUGUCUUGUUCACAUCUGGUACUACGGGUGUACCGAAGGGCGUCAUGGUGCACCACACGGCUGUCGUGAACACUACCAUUGACGGCCCGCCGCUGAACCAGGCGCUUCGGAAACGAGAUGGGCUGCGCACUUUCAUGUUUUCAAACUACGCGUUCGACGCCUCCAUCUGGGACAUGUUCAUCACGCUUAGCUCGGGAGGAUGCCUUUGUCUUGCGACGAAGGAAGCAACGAUGGACGACCUCGCCGGCGUCAUGCGUCGCCUCUCCGUUAACUUUGUCAUGACCACGCCUACCGUCCUUUCCAUCCUCGAGCCUGCAGACGUUCCAUCGCUCGAGGUCGUAUACAGCUGCGGCGAGAUGCUCACGCCAGCGGUGCGCGACCGCUUCACGCAGGCGGGCCUGACGCUGGGAAACGUAUACGGCCCGACCGAGACGACAGUCUCGUGCACGUUCGACGUCGUAGAGGAUGCAACGAAGGAUCCGACGGUCAUCGGAAAGCCGUUCGGAUGGAGUCGAGCGUACAUUUUGGACGAGAACCUCAACAUGGUCCCGCACGGUGCUGUCGGGACGCUCUGGAUCGCCGGACCGCAGCUGAGCAAGGGAUACUUAGCGCGGCCAGAGCUCACUGAGGCGUUGUUCCGCCCGGAUCCAUUUGCCCGCGGGGACCAGGUGGGACAGUUGAUGUACAACACGGGGGACCUUUGCGCGUGGGUGCAGGACGGAUAUCUGAAGUGCUUCGGGCGAGCGGACGAGCAGAUGAAGAUCCGUGGGCAGCGAGUGGAGGUGCUCGAGAUUGAGGCUGUGAUCUCUCGCGUCCCCGACGUGUUCGCUGCCUGCGUAGUCAAGCGCGCGCAUGAUGGACGUGAAGACUUGGUCGCUUUCUACUGCGUGGAGAGCUCUUCGAUGGACCUCGCUACUGUCAAAGAUGUCAUCUCGGAGACUGUCUCACACCACCUUCCUGUUUACAUGCGUCCUUCUACCUUCAUCCACCUCGAUAAACUUCCUGUUACACCGACGGGCAAAGCCGACCGCCGCCAACUCCGCCAACGCGCAGCGGAGCUCCAGCUCGUGGUCCCGGUUGUUCAGGAAAACUCGGCAGUGCCGCGCUCAGCGACGGAAGAACUCGUCGCCCAGUGUUGGUCAGCUAUCUUGUCCAUUCCGCCCAACAUCGUUCCCUCGACACGCGAGUUCUACGAAUGUGGCGGCGACUCCAUCUCAAUCAUUCGUCUUGCCGCAGCAUUGCGUGAGAAGGGCCUUCAGCUGAAGACGAGCGAUCUCAGGGCGGCGACAACUGUGACUGCGCAGGCCGCGUUAGCGCUCGAGCGGAACACGGACAUUAGAGUUGUAGAGGCGCUGGUCUACAAGCCUUUCUCACUAAUCUCCGGCACCACACUCUCACUGGAGAACAUCGCGGAGCUUGUGGGGCGCACUGCCGACGACAUUGAAGACUGCUACCCGUGCUCGUCUACGGUCUCUGGCCUUGUCUCCUUGGCUGCGAGUAACCCGCAAAGCUACUUUGCCCAGCACGCAUUCCGAAAGCCCGGGAGCUACAACGCCGAUAACCUUCAUACCGCGUGGAAAACGGUUGUUACCCGUCAUCCUAUCUUGAGAACCGCUUUCAUUGUUCCGCCGGCCCCUGCAACUGAGAUUCUGCAGGUUGUGCUCAAGGCCGAGUGCUUUGACCUGCAGUGGACUCGUCAGCAACACGUCAACGAGUCGAGCCUGGAGCGCCCUCUGUCUCGCCAGUCUGGUUUCCACCUUGGCGUAGUGCCGACGCGCGUGGCGCUCUUGGAGGACCCUACGUCGAGCACCAUGGUCCUUCAGAUCCAUCAUUCCCAGUACGAUGGCUGGAGCCUUCCUGUGAUCUUGAACGAUCUUCAGGAGGCGUACGAGUCACUGCAGGCUGCAAGCGAUCUUCGUAUCACUUCGCCUUCACUUCCUUACAGCGAAUUUGUGCGUUGGACUCGCCAGCAGAACUCUAUUGAGGCCCUCCAGUUCUGGACGUCCGAGCUCGAGGACGCCGCCCUCCUUUCCUGGCCCAAGGUCCCGCACGACUCGGACGGCAUCGCCACUGACAGCCUGGUGUCCGCCACGUGGACCCCUCCGAAUGCCUUCAACGUCGCCAAGUUCUGCAGCGAGCACAAGGUGACCGCAUCCAGUCUACUUCGCCUCGCCCUCGCGGUAGUCCUCGGCAUUCACGGCAAUACAGAUGAUGUCCUGUUCGGCGUCGUCACCUCUGGGCGCUCAGGCGACCUGCCCGGCAUCGAGAACGUCGUGGGUCCCUGCAUCGCCACUCUUCCCUUCCGCAUUCGCCUCCCGCAUACGGAGUCGCUUGAAUCCAUCUUGGAUGUCGUGCAAAAGCGGUCUUCCGCAGCGUCCGCUUACGAGUACGUCGGCCUCGCGGACAUUAUGAAGGCGAGCUCGUUCUCGCGUUCCCGGAGCAUCUUCCAAGUUCUCCUCACGGUCGAGAACAUCCCAGAGCUUGACCUCCACGCGCAUCCGCUUUUCGGAAAAGACGUACAUGGGCAUCAGAUGGAGAUGAACUACCCCCUCGGUGUCACGGUCUUCCUGCUUCCGCAAAACGAGGGCUUCAAGAUCGACAUCGAGUAUGAUUCGCACCACCUCACCUCGGACGAUGUCCGCUGGUUCAAGUCUCACUUGCUUGCUACGCUCGACGCCAUCCUUUGCGCCCCGGGCUCGGCGCUCGCUGACAUCGACAUCAUCGCGGACGACGAGCGCGCGUUCUUGCAACGCGUCGGCAUCGGGCUCUCCCCCGAUCCGACGCUCGCGUCCGAGCCCUUCGUUCAUCGCCUCAUCGAGAAAACGGCGCAAGCUCAUCCCGACUGCGUCGCCGUCGAGCAUACGAGUGGCCGUGUGCUCACCUACGCCGAGCUCGAUGCGCUCGCCAACCAAGUGGCGCAUGGGCUGCUCGCUCGUGGUAUAUCACUCGAGACGCCAAUCCCUGUUCUGUUCAACAAGGAUGAGGACCAGACCGAGGCCGUCGUCGUGAUGGUAGCUCUUAUGAAGUCUGGCGCCGCGUUUGUGCCCCUGGACGUGUCGUGGCCGGAGGCGAGGAUCCUGUCCUGCGUGCGGCAGUGCAACGUGCCCUUUGUGGUGUGCGAUGCAGUUGUCCCAGAGGUCGCACGAUCCCUUCCUGUUCCGUUCGCGACUGUCGCAGAACUUUCUUCGGGGCAAGGGUCGGAGAAGUGCGUUCACGAAAAGCAGACACCUCGGUCAUUGGCAUACAUCAUCUUCACAAGUGGGUCCACUGGUGAGCCGAAGGGGGUUAUGAUCGAACACAAGAAUAUCAUGGGCUAUGUUGCAAACGGCACUACGGUGUACCCAAUCAACGACGUGAAGCGCCUACUCCACUUCAGUCCGUUCUCCUUCGACCAGGGCCUGGGUGAUAUCUUCAUGGCUCUCACUAAAGGAGCAACACUCGUGCUUGCCAACAUGAGCGACGUUCUGACCGACCUCUCGGACGUUCUGAACACUACGCGCGUGGACUACACGGUCCUCACACCCGCAAUCGCGCAGCUCGUCCGAAACGAUGUCGAACAUCCGCACUUGAAGAGUCUUCUUGUCGGGGGAGAGAAGCUUCCUGGACAGCUCGUUGAUAGAUGGAAAGGCAAGGUCGCGUUCAUGGAUGACUACGGACCUACAGAGGUGACCGUGAGCUGCGUAGGCAUGACGUUCACAGCGACCACUCAGGCCGCUGCUGGCGUUAUCGGGAGCCCAUACGGCGAUACGCGCGCGUACAUCGUCGACCCUGCACGCCCAUCUCGUCUCCUUCCCGUCGGCGCUGUUGGCGAGCUCUGCCUCUCCGGCAACCAGGUCGGGCGCGGAUACCUCAAUCGCCCCGAUAUCACAGCGGCGGCGUUUGUUCCCGACCCGUUCGCACCUGGUCUCACGAUGUACCGCUCUGGCGACCGUGCGCGUUGGACGAGCGACGGCUUUAUCGAGUACCUUGGCAGGCAAGACGACGCAUUCGUGAAACUGCGCGGUCUUCGCAUCGACACCGGCGAGGUCGAGGACGCGAUCACAGGCGCUGGAGACACGUUCGCCGUCGUCGAGCUCCUGGAGCUCAGGGACCAGCCGCAUCUUGUCGCAUUCAUCAGCCGUACGCUGGCACCUACAGGAGAGGCGGACCUCGCGCUCGCGUUCGAUCCGGAGUCGGGGGACGAAGAGACCGCAAGCGGUUUGCGCGCAUGGCUUGCAGACGUAGUGCAGUCCUGCCGCCAAGCCCUUCCCGCGUAUGCGAUCCCCACAGUUUGGCUCGCGCUGCACGCCAUGCCACAGAACGUGAACAGCAAGUUCGACAGGAAGCAGCUGCGUGCGUUCUUCCGGAAGCUCGACCCUGUACACGUCGAGACAUCCUCAGCGGCCCUGACGCAGACGCACGCCCCGCGCGCCGCGGAAUCCGCGCUGGAGCGUGCAAUCGCCCGUGUGUGGUUCAACGUCCUGGGACGCGUCGGAGACGACGCCGAAGGGGGGUUGUCGGUGCACGAUGACUUCUUCGCGCUCGGUGGCGACUCGAUCGGCGUUGUGCGGUUGCUCUCUGGUCUGAAAACGCUAGGGAUGAUGAUCUCGCUCAAGGAUUUUUCUGCAGGCCCUACAAUCGCUGAGGUGGCCGCGUACUUUGGGUCCUCUGCGGGAAGCACGUCUCCAGAGGCGUCUGAUAACGGCCUGCCCGCAUUGGGCAACGGGCUCGUGUGGCAGGUCCAGAAUUCCGAAAACGACGUCAAGAGUGCCACUCCUCUGUGGCUAAUUCAUGACGGUGCUGGGCUUGGGAAUGAGUACAAGAACAUGACGUUGCUCUCUCGCCAAGUUCAAGCGAUAUCCAAUCCGACAACGACGGUCGCCGAGCUUCGUGCACAGUUCCCUUCCUGGGACAGCUACAUAUCGGCAUACGCGCCCCUCAUCCCUGCGGACGAAAAUGUAUACCUCGGAGGAUGGAGCUUCGGUGGCGCGGUCGCGCUCUCCAUCGCCGCGCGGCGUCUCGCAGCUGGUCAGCCCGUUCGGGGGGUCGUCCUCGUCGACAGUUUCAACACGGCCGGCUGGCAGUCGCUUAAGAAGGGUAUGUCGCCGGCCCCGGAACUCGCUCACGAGAAGCUGUCGGCAGAUGCGUUCGCCGCGGCCCACCAGGAACACAUGGACGACAUCGUGGGGCAGUUCCAGAACGUGCCGCUCGCAGUCCCAGUCUUGCUCGUGCGCGCGGGGAACGGGAUGGGCGUCAAGGACAUCGAGAAGGCAGGCUUCCUCGUGCCGUACGGCUACCUCAGCCCCGACGCAAAGCGCAGCGUGGACAGCGGGAUCGCAGGCCUCGACGUUGGGGUGGAGUCGCAUGAAGGUGCUCAGAUGGAGACGCGCGCGGAGGAUCUGAACUUCUGGAGCAGGAGCGCGCUUCCUGCGCUCGAGGUGGUGACGAUCGAGGGCGCGGACCAUUACAGUUUGAUGAGGGACGGCGCGCUGUGUGCGCAAGCAUCCCAGGCGAUUGAGAAGUGGCUCGCUAAACUGGAGGCAUAGAUCACGUUCGCGAAUAUAAC
This is a messenger RNA of Trametes versicolor FP-101664 SS1, 6757 nucleotides long. Its product is annotated as acetyl-CoA synthetase-like protein. Lineage: Eukaryota; Fungi; Basidiomycota; Agaricomycetes; Polyporales; Polyporaceae. Bases 213 to 6737 code for a protein of 2174 amino acids. Gene Ontology annotation, molecular function: phosphopantetheine binding; catalytic activity. The transcript has 9 exons. The record is from RefSeq and is a predicted model, not a curated record. Gene Ontology annotation, cellular component: cytoplasm. Gene Ontology annotation, biological process: secondary metabolite biosynthetic process; amino acid activation for nonribosomal peptide biosynthetic process.